AUGACGACGACCCAUGCUAUGAAAAGGAAAAAACGAACACGGAAAACCAAACGCAAGAUUACCAGAGUGGCCUGCUGGAACGUAACCUCGUGGAAUGGAAGAGAUCAAAAGGUGCUUAUCGAAAUGGAGAAACACAAGAUAGACAUAUGCGAAUUAUCAGAAAUAAAACGAAAAGGAAAGGGAACAGGUAGAUUCGACAAUUAUACCCUAAUAUACAGCGGCAAAGCUAAGCACGAAAGGACAAGCUCAGGAUUCGGCAUACUGCUGCACGAAAAAUAUACACAGGUCAUCGAAGAAAUAGAUUAUAUCAAUGAUAGUAUACUAAAAAUCUCCCUAAACCUAAACCAAACUACAAUGCACCUAGUUAAUAUAUACGCACCAGAUAUAUCCAAGCCCACAGAAGAGUCAGAAAGAUUCUACGAAGACCUUCAGAACACCGAAAUGAAUCAUCAUGAAAUCAUAAUUUUCGGAGAUCUUAACGCUCAAAUAGGAGAUGAGAUACUUCCAGGUGUCAAACAGAAACACAAUGAACCAACCUUCAAUGAAAACGGAGAGCUACUAAUCGACUUUUGUGCCAGAAACGAGUUGACAAUAAUAACACCUACUUCCCACACAAGGCACAACACAACUAAUAUAGGAACGGAUCACAAUCUCGUAUUAUGUAAACUUCUAACUGAACAACCCAGUAGCAUCAAAAAGUCGCCAGUAUGCAUCGAAAAAUACAACAUAGAAUCACUAGAAUCGGACAGCACGUGUAAACUGUAUGAAAACAGACUAACAGAUAGACUUAACGAGCUGGACCUCAACGAAUGCGAUGUGGAAACCUGCUGGAAUAAAAUUAAGAAAGCCAUCCUUCAGUCCGCUGAUGAAUCCAUAGGAAAAAGGAAAGAUCCCCAACCCAACAUCGACUCACGAAUCAAAACCAUCAAAAGGGAACACUGGAUUAAAUUCGCGAGCGACAUGGAUCACGACAUAUAUGGCGCCCAAAGGAAGGUGUGGAAGAUAUUGAAAAACAGAAAGAAACCGGUAAACGAAUUCGUCCAAAGUAAAGGAGUCUCAAUAGAAACGUGGGUUGAAUACUUCGAAAGACUGUAUAGCGCCAAUGAAACACAUGAAAUUGAAUAUCAAACAGCAGCCAGCGCAACGGUUUCAAAGGCGAAAGUAAAAGAAAAACUAAGGAAAGCUAAAAACAGAAAAGCACCAGGUACGGAUAAAAUACCAAACGAACUCCUGAAACACGGUUGCCAUAAGCUUAUAACAACACGCACAUCACUGUGCAAUAAAAUCCUGAGCAAAGGAGAAAUACCAAACGAAUGGCACACGAGCAUAACAAUUCUCAUCUUCAAGGAAGGACAAAAAACAUCCCCUGAUAACUACAGAGGAAUAACCUUACUGUGUACAACAAUGAAACUGUUCACGGCCCUGAUAAAAGACAAACUGGAGAAUCACAUAACCAAUAGGGAAGAACAACAGGGAUUUAGAAAGGGACCUAACUAA
Messenger RNA from Cylas formicarius (sweet potato weevil), 1497 nucleotides. RefSeq lists its product as uncharacterized. The transcript is spliced from 3 exons. Bases 1 to 1497 code for a protein of 498 amino acids. The record is from RefSeq and is a predicted model, not a curated record. NCBI's taxonomy places the organism in Eukaryota, Metazoa, Arthropoda, Insecta, Coleoptera, Brentidae.